Molecule: messenger RNA, 876 nt
Organism: Yamadazyma jaroonii
Lineage: Eukaryota; Fungi; Ascomycota; Pichiomycetes; Serinales; Debaryomycetaceae
Source: the annotation of a GenBank genome assembly
AUGGAGUUUUCAAUGCCAGGAUCUUUCCCUAUGGAAGGGAGGUCUCCAAUUCCUCCAACGAAGAUUUCAGAGGAUAUGAUGGAAGUUGUUAAUGAUGAAUAUUUAGAGAACUUCCAGAAAAGACAAAAAAUCAGUAGGAAAACGAUAAGGCAGAGCAAUCUAAUAAAUCAAUUGGAUAGUUUGAUAUAUAUCUUAGCAGGUUAUCAAUUGAUAAAAUAUUGUCAUUCAGCAAGUUUAAUACCGUUGGUCGUUUAUGUAAUAUCACAAAAAUUUCUUUGCUGUGACUCUUUCACAUCAACUGAUAGCAGUGAUAAUUUCAUGACGUUUUUGAAUCAAACAGAGAGACAAAAUCAAGAGAAUAAUGUUGAUCCCGAACCUAUAAUGAAGGUUUUCUUCAAGAAGAUUCAACAGGCAAUUUAUUGGAAAUCAUUGUUAGUGAUGAUCUAUCAUAUAGGAUUUGUAUGUUUCUGGUUGAUACCAUUAGCUAAUAAAGGGAAAUUAAAUUUAGUAGUUAAUGGUACAUGGUGGUUCGUUUCGUUUAUUGGUGAAACUAUCCCAAUUUAUGAGUCCCUAGAUACUUUCAAAGAUAGAAAUUAUAUCACCAAGAUGAUGGAUUUGGGACUUGUUGGAUUAUUAUUCUCCGAUGCAAUGAUACUUUUAAUACAAUUGAUACUAUUUCAAUCGAUAUAUAUCCAAUCCACACUUUCACCUAUGGGAAGAAAAUUAAACGGUAAAGAGAUAGAAUUAUUGAGAUUACCCAAUGAUGUUUCAACUUCAGCAGCAGCUGAUGAACUGUUGGAUUCACCUGAUGAAUCACCCUUUGCAUUACAUGUUAGACUUUAUGAAGCUUUAAAUUUGAAAUUAUUUGAUCAAUGA